AGACGACGACGUAAGUGGGCGGUGGGCCAAGCGGUCAAGCGGCCAACGGGAAAAGGGAAUGUGAGAAGCAGGCCGGGUAAAGAUCAAGAGAGAGAGAUGGCGGCGACGCAGACGCAGACAAGAAGACGACGCAAAUGCUGCAGCAGCGGCGGCAACAACAACAACAAAGCGCACGGCAACACGAGCAUGUGCGAGGCCAGCCAGCCGGGGGUCCACCAGACUUAUGAGGCUGGUCUGAUGCGUGCAAUGACAAUGCAAAUGUCGGCCGUCGUGCCCCUUUCGUGCCCGUGGGCUUGGCUGCGAAGGGGGAGCGACAGGGCCAGCAGAGGGCCGGCCAGAGCCCAGCAAAAGGUCCAGCCAUAG
Messenger RNA from Bipolaris zeicola 26-R-13, 363 nucleotides. RefSeq lists its product as uncharacterized. The annotation marks the transcript as partial. The record is from RefSeq and is a predicted model, not a curated record. Lineage: Eukaryota; Fungi; Ascomycota; Dothideomycetes; Pleosporales; Pleosporaceae. The transcript has a single exon.